AUGCAGAACCCAGAGGAAAACGGCAACCUUUGUUCCCAGCGCUGUGCAGCUCCUCAACUCCAAGCCAUUCCUGACCCCAUACCCCCUCCUCACCUCUGCUCUCACACUCAUGAACACAGCCGGUUGCGACGCCGGCAUGGCCCGCUGUGUGACUCUAAAUUUGGAGCUGCAUCGGGUUACCACGUGGCACGCAAUGGCCCCCAAGUGGAAAAUUUAGUAGUAGCAGAAGAAGAAGAAGAAGAAGAAGAAGAAGAAAAAGAAGACGACCACAGUGACAGCGACAGCGACUCCGACUCCGACUCCGACUCCGAAUGGUCAUCCGGCGGGUGUGCGUCAGAAGAGGACCGAGACAAACACGAUGACGGAGAAAGAGACCGCCACGACGCUGACGAGCACGACCACGACCACGACCACGACCAAGACGCAGGAGAAGACGAGGGAGAUGAAAACAGAGAGGGCGAAGACGCCGACGCCGACGACGACGAAGACGACGACGACGACGGCGAGCAGGACGACGAACGAGGAGAAGAACAAGGGGCAAACGUGGCACAGGCUGGUGGAUGGCAAAGGGGAGAUGAAGACAGAGAGGGCGACGGCGGCGACGACGACGGCGAGCAGGACGAGGAACGAGGAGAAGAACGAGGGGCAAACGCGCCACAGGAGGGUGGACGGCAAAGGGGAGAUGACGACAACGAGGGCCACGACGACGAGGAGCAGGAUGUGGAACAAGACGAUGAGGACGAGGAGGACGAGGAGGAGGAGGAGAGCGAAAGGUUUGCGUCGAGAGACGGCGAGAUCGAAUGGUCCUCCACGACGUAUCAUCCCCAUCGCCCUGGACCUCGUCGCCGCCGUCGUGCCGAAUAUGAAGAGGACGAGGAACAACAACUGGACAACGGCGACGACGGCAACGACCAAGACCAAGACCAAGACCAAGACCAAGACCAACGUGACCGAGACCAAGACGAACGACACGACCAAGACGAACGGCAACAACAAGACCCGGCCAGACGCGCCACCGCUCCGCAGAGCCCAGGACCCACAGAGUACGCGGCAACACGCGUCCGCGAUAUACUCUCCGCUUUCGAGCUGUUUGUCACGCGGCACAUACAAGAGAUCGUGGUGACCGCCACGAACAUCGAGGGCCUAAGGAAGUGCGGCAACGGCUGGAAACUGAUGGACGCCACGGACCUGCGCGGCUACAUCGGGCUGCUGCUCCUCGCCGGCGUGUACAGGUCCCGAAACGAGGCCCUGGAGAGCCUGUGGCACGAGGAGAGCGGCAGGGCCAUUUUCCGCGCCACGAUGCCGCUCAAGCGCUUCCACGCGUUCUCGCGACUGCUGCGAUUCGACGACCGCGAGACGAGAGCCGCCAGACGAGCCGCGGACAAACUGGCGGCCAUACGAGACGUGUGGGACGCCUGGGUGCGGCGGCUGCCUCGCCUCUACAACCCGGGCCCCGACGUGACCGUGGACGAGCAGCUGGUUCCCUUUCGAGGUCGAUGCUCCUUCCGCCAGUACAUGCCCAGCAAGCCCGCCAGGUACGGACUCAAGUCCUGGGUGGCCUGCGACGCCGCGUCCAGCUACGCGUGGAACAUGCAGAUGUACACGGGCAAGUCGGCGAGCGGCGGGCCCGAGAGGAAUCUGGGCGCGCGCGUGGUGCUGGACGUGACCAAGGGCCUGCGGGGUCCGCGCAACGUGACGUGCGACAACUUUUUCACCUCCUACGAGCUGGCCCGGCGGCUGCUCAUCGAGAGGCGCCUCACCGUGGUGGGCACGAUGCGCAAAAACAAGCCCGAGCUGCCGCGCGCCUUGCUCAACACCAAGGGCCGUGCGCUCUUCUCGUCCAGGUUCGCCUUCACGCCCACCGUCACUCUGGUGUCCUACGUGCCCAAGAGGCACAAGAACGUGCUGCUGCUGAGCACGCUGCACACGGGGAAGGCGCGCGUCCGCGCCACCAGGGACGCCAAGCCCGACAUCAUCCUGCACUACAACAGCACCAAGGGCGGCGUGGACAACCUGGACAAGCUCGUCGGCACGUACAGCUGCCGCAGGAAGACGACGCGCUGGCCCCUCGCCGUGUUCCACAACAUCCUCGACGUGUCCGCCUACAACGCCUUUGUGCUCUGGCGAGAGCUCAGGCCCCAGUGGAUGCGCGGCAAGCUCUACAGGAGGCGCGUGUUCCUGGAGCAGCUGGGCAGGGCGCUCGUGACUCCGCUCAUCGAGAGACGCUCGCGUCUCCCUCGCACGGAAGCGUCCGCCGCACUCGUCAAGGCCUUGACGAGCAGGGCCGCGGCCGCUCGAGAGCACAGAGAGGGUGUUGACGACGACAACGACGACGACAACGACGACGACAACGACGACGACAACGACGACGAUGUGGAACCGACCGCGCCCAGAGUGGCCAGCAAGAGGAAGAGGUGUCAGCUCUGUCCAAAGACAAAGGACCGCAAGACAUACACGGCGUGCGGGGCCUGCAAGAGAUACAUCUGCGGGAGAUGCACGCGGCUCAACUGCGCGGAAUGUGUGCGCGGACUGUAG
Messenger RNA from Sander lucioperca (pikeperch), 2535 nucleotides. RefSeq names its product piggyBac transposable element-derived protein 4-like. The transcript has 4 exons. The coding region runs from base 1 to 2535 and encodes 844 amino acids. NCBI's taxonomy places the organism in Eukaryota, Metazoa, Chordata, Actinopteri, Perciformes, Percidae. The record is from RefSeq and is a predicted model, not a curated record.